AUGGGAAGUGGCACCUCAACCCAACAUCAUUUUGCUUUCCAAAAUGCAGAGAAAGCCUUCAAGGCAGCGGCCCUGAUCCAGAGAUGGUACCGGCGCUACAUGGCACGCCUGGAGAUGAGGCGGCGGUGCACCUGGAGCAUCUUCCAGUCCAUAGAGUAUGCUGGGCAGCAAGACCAGGUCAAGCUCCACGAUUUCUUCAGCUACCUUAUGGAUCACUUCACCCCCAGCAGUCACAAUGAGAGGGACUUCCUGAGCCGCAUGUUCACUGAGGAGAGACUCCCCCAGGACUCCGAGAUGGAGGGGUUCAGGGACUAUGACUGCAUAGAGGUGCCGGACAGUUACACGGGGCCACGCCUCUCAUUCCCGCUGCUUCCUGACCAUGCAACUGCCCUGCUGGAAGCCUUCAGACUGAAACAGCAGCUCCACGCUCGCUAUGUCUUGAAUCUUUUGCAUGAAACCAGGAAAUAUCUGGUGCAACUGCCAAACAUCAACCGGGUCUCCACCUGUUACAGCGAGGAGAUCACCGUGUGUGGAGAUUUACAUGGCCAGUUGGAUGACUUAAUAUUUAUAUUUUAUAAGAAUGGCCUCCCGUCACCAGAGCGGGCCUACGUGUUCAAUGGUGACUUUGUGGAUCGAGGCAAGGAUUCAUUAGAGAUCCUGAUGGUUCUUUUUGCCUUCAUGUUGGUUUACCCAAAAGAGUUCCAUCUUAACCGAGGCAACCAUGAGGACCAUAUGGUGAACUUACGUUAUGGCUUCACCAAGGAAGUGAUGCAUAAAUAUAAGACACAUGGCAAGAAAAUACUAAAAGUACUGCAAGAUGUUUUCUGUUGGCUUCCGCUGGCCACUCUGGUUGAUGAGAAAGUCCUGAUUCUUCACGGUGGAGUGUCAGACAAGACUGACCUGGAGCUUUUGUCUAAACUAGACAGGCACAAGAUUGUUUCCGCCAUGAGGUGCAAAACGAGAAAGGAGAAUGAGAAGCAGGCAGAGAAGGGAAAAGCCAACCAGACUGGCUCUGCAGGGAGACCCUCCCCGUGGUUUCUCCCCCAAAGCCACUCUCUCCCGUCUUCGCCCCUUCGCCUUGGCUCCCACAAGGCCCACAAAGACAGCCGCUCCUCCAGUGUCCCCUGCAGCAUCCCCCCGAACCCCCAGGAGCUCUCCCGGCAGGUGCGGCGCUCUGUGGACCUGGAGCUGGAGCGGUGCCGGCAGCAAGCAGGCUUCCCAGUGAUCAAGGAGAAAAAGGAGGAACCCCUGCUCUUCUCAUCAGAAGCAGACUCAGAAGCUGGGGAGCUGCUGCAGCCCACUCAGGAGGAGUGGCGGCAGGUUGUAGAUAUAUUGUGGAGUGAUCCCAUGGCCCAGGAGGGCUGCAAGGCCAACACUGUUCGAGGAGGAGGCUGUUAUUUUGGGCCUAAUGUGACAGAACAGUUGCUACAGAAAUACAACCUGCAGUUCCUGAUCCGCUCACACGAGUGCAAACCCGAGGGCUAUGAAUUCUGCCACAGCCGCAAGGUGUUAACCAUCUUCUCUGCCUCCAACUAUUAUGAAGUUGGCAGUAACCGAGGGGCCUAUGUCAAACUGGGGCCGGCCCUGACCCCACACAUUGUGCAGUAUCAAGCUAACAAGGCAACCCACAUGCUAACCAUGAGACAAAGGAUUAGCAGAGUCGAGGAGUCAGCCCUGAGAGCUCUGCGGGGAAAGUUAUUUGCUCAUUCCUCAGAUCUUCUCGGUGAAUUUAAGAAGCAUGAUAAAGAUAAAACUGGUUUGAUCGCCCUGAGUGACUGGGCAGCCGCCGUGGAGUCCGUGUUGCAUCUGGGACUACCAUGGCGGAUGCUAAGGCCACAGCUGGUGAACAGCUCAACAGAUAACAUGCUGGAGUACAAGUCCUGGCUGGAGGACUUAGCCAAAGAACAACUGAGCCACGAGAACAUACAGUCAAGUUUGCUGGAAACACUGUAUCGAAACCGAUCCAACCUGGAGACCAUUUUUAGGAUCAUAGACAGCGAUCAUUCAGGGUUCAUUUCACUGGACGAGUUCAGACAGACUUGGAAACUGUUCAGCUCUCAUAUGAAGAUUGACAUCACGGAUGACUGUAUCUGUGACCUUGCUCGGAGCAUUGACUUCAACAAGGAUGGCCACAUUGACAUCAAUGAGUUCCUGGAGGCCUUCCGCCUUGUGGAGCAAUCCUGCUCAGAGGGCAAUGCCUCAGAGUGCCCACAAGCCACAAAUGCUAACAGUGGCUACAGCAGGCCAGAUGCACACUAA
Molecule: messenger RNA, 2259 nt
Organism: Equus quagga
Lineage: Eukaryota; Metazoa; Chordata; Mammalia; Perissodactyla; Equidae
Gene: PPEF2
Product: protein phosphatase with EF-hand domain 2
Exons: 16
Coding region: 1-2259 (752 amino acids)
Biological process (GO): detection of stimulus involved in sensory perception; negative regulation of MAPK cascade
Cellular component (GO): nucleus; cytosol
Molecular function (GO): manganese ion binding; protein serine/threonine phosphatase activity; calcium ion binding
Source: RefSeq, a predicted model, not a curated record